Molecule: messenger RNA, 1210 nt
Organism: Cricetulus griseus (Chinese hamster)
Lineage: Eukaryota; Metazoa; Chordata; Mammalia; Rodentia; Cricetidae
Source: RefSeq, a predicted model, not a curated record
AUGCCUUCUGAAGGAAAAGGAAAAGGACCCCCAGUCUGUGACUCAUUCGAGGAGGUGCAAAGGCUCAAACAGCAGAUUCUAGACACCAAGUCUUGCCUCAAGAACAAAACCAAAGAGAAUGUGGACGUGCCUCUGGUCAUUUGCGGUAACAAAGGGGACCGGGACUUCUACCGAGAAGUGGAGCAGCGCGAGAUUGAACAGCUGGUAGGCGACGACCCUCAGCGUUGUGCCUAUUUCGAGAUCUCAGCCAAGAAGAACAGCAGCCUGGACCAGAUGUUCCGUGCGCUCUUUGCUAUGGCCAAGCUGCCGAGCGAGAUGAGCCCCGACUUGCACCGCAAAGUGUCUGUGCAGUACUGUGACGUGCUGCACAAAAAGGCUCUGAGGAACAAGAAGCUUCUGCGUGCGGGCAGCGGCGGCGGCGGCGACCCCGGAGACGCCUUUGGAAUCUUGGCGCCCUUUGCGCGCAGACCCAGCGUGCACAGCGACCUCAUGUACAUUCGUGAAAAGACCAGUGUCGGCAGUCAGGCCAAAGACAAGGAGCGCUGUGUCAUCAGUUAGGAGCCCCCAGCGUCGGCCACACAACCUGAGGACCUUUUUUGUUUAAAAGUCAAAUCGGAUUCCUGGGCUAGCCUGCGCUCUCCGUGCCACGAGGCCUCCGUGCCAAUUGGCCUCCUCCCUCGCUUCUUGCGACCCAGCCCUGAGCACAGGGAGACCAUUAAGGGACAGUCAUCUGUUGUGAAAGGAAAGAGAACUGGCUAAGACUGGACUCUCUCGACACUGAUACCCCCCGCUGGUGCCUGCCCUCACUUUUGGGAUGCCAGGGCCCAGCAGAGAAGUACUUUGCGUUUUUUCUCAAAGACCUGAGAACGAGUGUGUGUAAAGUUCGUCAGCCUGUGAGACUUCAAGUAACUAAUUGUCCUGCCUGCUGGAGGGCCAGGACCAACAAGGCAUUAUCUUGUCUGUGAUUGGUGUUGCCAUGACAGCUGCCAGCCACUUCAGUCCUCUGCAAACUGGAAACUUUGGCGAGAGGUGGGGGGGUUCAAUCAUAGGCAAGAGACUUGUUUACAUGUAUGUGUGUGGAAUUGCUCAAAAGAAAAAAACCAUAAAACUUGCACUUUAAUUUAGUUCCAGUGUCAACAUGACAUGAACAAAGUAUUGUGUGAGGUCUUUAUUAUUUUUUUAUUUAAAAUAAAAUAAUUAAAAAAUGAAA